Messenger RNA from Necator americanus (New World hookworm), 330 nucleotides. RefSeq lists its product as uncharacterized. The record is from RefSeq and is a predicted model, not a curated record. The coding region runs from base 1 to 330 and encodes 109 amino acids. The transcript has 3 exons. NCBI's taxonomy places the organism in Eukaryota, Metazoa, Nematoda, Chromadorea, Rhabditida, Ancylostomatidae.
AUGCAGUUCCUUAGCAGUAUCCAGACACCAGUACUUAAGGAUACUGCACAGUUCUCAUUCGCUCUCUCUGUAUCUGUAAAAAUGCGUAUACGGUUCCCUCCAUCACUGGAUAGAAUUCGGGAUCCAAUUCGCAAGUAUCGCAACGAAAACGGAAAUCAUCGCCGAGAAAUCCAGGAAUUAGAGGCAUUCGAGGCAUCCAGGGUAUCUGUUCAUCCAACGAGGCGACUCCUUACACCCAUAAAGCUAACCAGGAAUUUUUCCACGCAAACUUUGUCAAUUCCUAGUCGUGAGACCGGACCCAUAUCCACAUCCACAAGACGAAGAUGUUAG